UUCACCGACAUUGACGAAAUUUUACAAAAAACUUGUAAAAUUAUUCAUUUUUAAUGAAUAAAAAACGAAAAAUCUCAUAAAUAUCCGUGCCUAAACGUAAAAUUUGUUGGAAAAUCAUGUUUCUUCAGUGUAUUUGCCGUUUGUGCUUGACAAAAUUCGAUGAUCCGAAUCAAUUGUUUGUAUCGUACGACUAUAACUUAGACUACGCUUUGGCGUCCAUUUUUAACAAAGAGAUUCAACCGGAAUUUCAUCAUUUAUACAAAAUUUGCGGCCCAUGCGGCAACAAAUUGCUGGAUUUUCACAAUUUUUAUGUCAGUGUCCUGCAGAACGAGGAAAAACUAUUGGAUAUAGUUUUAAACCAGAAACUUGGGAUAGUUGAGGCCCCAAUUGAGGUCCCGUCACCGCCAAUUGUGGAAAAUUCGACGCCAAUCUACGAAGAAAUCUCAUCCGGAAGCCUGUCUCUUCCCGAGGAAGAUAUCGAAAUGUCGGAUGACGGCGACUCAUUUCAUGAAAAUUUCAUCGACUCGUCAUCGUCUGUCACCAGCACAUGCGAAAAUGACCCGAACCUCGAUAAUUGCAUGGAAAAAUUCAUGAAACUGUCUGAACCGCAACCGAUGGAAGUGGAAACUAUCAAAACGCAUGAAGAUUCUCGACGAAAAACGCGCUGCAACGAAUGCGGCGUCUACGUCAUGAACUUAUCGCAACACAAAAGAUGCGUUCACGAGUUUUCCGGGCAGCAAAAGUGCGAAGAUUGCAACUCGGUGUUCACGAAUCGCUUGAAACUCCUGAUGCAUCGUUACUACAAACACGUUCCGCCCCGAUUUGAGUGUCCGCAUUGCGAUAAAAAGCUCAGAACUAAAGGACUUUUACGAGAACACAUCUACCAAAAACACUGCGAAGGCGUUUAUCUCUACCAAUGUGACUACUGCGAGGCUCAAUUCAAUUACCGCACGUCUCUCGUCAUUCAUCAGAAGCGUUUGCACAAGUCGCAGUACGAAAUCGCGAAAAAUCAUCGCAUGGCAAUGAGAUACAGACCAUAGAAUGGUCGAUCCGCCUUCAAAUUUAAAUGAACGACUUACCAUUUUUUCAAACUUUUGACUAAAUUAUGCUUUGAUUCCUUUGAUUGAUAUGUCACUUAUCAAAAAUUGUACUUUAAAAUUUGAUUUUGACACAAAAAAAACUAUUGCAUCCUUUAAAUAUUAAAAAAAUAAUAAAGAAAUACGAGAUUUUUAA
This is a messenger RNA of Culicoides brevitarsis, 1233 nucleotides long. RefSeq names its product RB-associated KRAB zinc finger protein-like. Gene Ontology annotation, biological process: regulation of transcription by RNA polymerase II. The coding region runs from base 117 to 1040 and encodes 307 amino acids. The record is from RefSeq and is a predicted model, not a curated record. Gene Ontology annotation, cellular component: nucleus. The transcript has 3 exons. Gene Ontology annotation, molecular function: RNA polymerase II cis-regulatory region sequence-specific DNA binding; DNA-binding transcription factor activity; zinc ion binding. Lineage: Eukaryota; Metazoa; Arthropoda; Insecta; Diptera; Ceratopogonidae.